Messenger RNA from Sclerotinia borealis F-4128, 1218 nucleotides. Lineage: Eukaryota; Fungi; Ascomycota; Leotiomycetes; Helotiales; Sclerotiniaceae. The record is from the annotation of a GenBank genome assembly.
AUGGCCUUUCGCAAACGGAACAUAGCCAUACCACAACCAGGAAUCAGCACCCCACAAACCCCAAUUACAGAAAAAAUAGUCCCAAUCCCCGGAAUUCGACCCUCACCACUCGAUGGGCGCCCAACUACAUCCACAGGAACCCGCUCGCUCGAUGCCAUACUAGCUGGACAUGCGGGACUAGCACUCGGCACAUCGCUUCUACUUGAAGAGAGUGGGACUACGGAUUUCGGAGGCACGCUAUUGAAGUAUUAUGCGGCCGAAGGGGUGCUGCAGGGACACCAUAUUCACGUCUUGGGUAUGCAUCCGGGGUGGGGACGAGAAUUGCCGGGAGAGGGAAAGGCGGAGGGAGUAUCGUCGUCGAGGAAGGAUGGGCAGGAGAAGGGGAAGGCGGCGGAUGAUAGGAUGAAGAUUGCAUGGAGGUAUGAGAGGUUGGGGGAAUUUGGGGCGAGUGGUGCUAGAGAGAGAAAUGCUGCGCAAUCGAGUACAGGCACAUCAGGUCCGCCUUUGAUAUUCUGCCACGAUUUCGAUCUUAGCAAACGGUUGAUUCCCCCCUCAUCUACGCAGAUGCACUUGAUUCCCACGAUCCUCAGGCCCGACUUCGAAUUCGCAGAUACAACGAACGAAACAAAAUCCCCAUUCACACCAUUCCUCCAACAUCUCUCAACUCACCUCACUCGAACCCCUGCUACAACCAUCCACCGCAUCAUAAUUCCCUCCCUCCUCUCCCCCGCCUUCUACCCCUCCCACGCCUCUCUCCCUCACCACAUCCUCCCCUUCCUACACGCACUACGAGCCCUCCUCCGCCAGCACCCCACCAGGCUAACCAUCAUGCUCACGCUGCCACUCCCCCUACACCCCCGCACCACCGCCCUCACAAGAUGGAUCGAGCUCCUCAGCGACGGCGUCCUCGAAAUUGCUCCUUUCCCCUCCAUAUCCAUCAUCCCCAAAGCGACCCCAUCCAGCUCCUCCAAGCCCGCUGAAGAAGAACCACCCCAAGGAAUGCUCAAAAUCCAUCGCCUACCCAUAUUCCACGAAAAAGGCGGCGGAAGCGCGGGGUUUGCUGGAGACGAUCUGGCAUUUUCGUUGAGUAGGAGGAAGGGACUUGUUAUUAAACCUUAUAGUUUACCUCCCGUCGAAGACGAGGGGGAGGAACAAAAGGGAGGAAUUGAUAUUGAUGGGAAAGGAGGAAAAGCUACAAAAAUCGAUAUCGAAUUUUAG